GAUCCGAUCGGAAUCUUGGCCAUGGAUGCUCUUUCUCAGGCGAUCACUUCCGGGAUCUCCUCCGUUCCUUACAAGAAGAACAAUUCUUCUCUCGUUCCUUGUCAUGGACUCUCCUCCUUAAUCCUCCGGCAAACGAGAUCUCCGGCGAAUCCCUCAUCACGAAUCUCGUCGGUGAGAGCUUCGGCGAUUCAACAUAGCAAAACCUCAGCUUCGUCGAUCGAUCUCAGCGAUCCAGAUUGGAAAUUAAAGUAUGAGAAAGAUUUCGAGCAACGAUUCAACAUCCCUCACAUCACUGAUGUCUUACCUGAUGCAGAAGCUAUUCGUUCAACGUUUUGUCUCAAGAUGAGGUCUCCGACGGAAGAUUUUGUUGGUGGUUACCCAUCUGAUGAAGAAUGGCAUGGAUACAUUAAUAACAAUGAUAGAGUUCUUCUCAAGGUUAUUCGUUACUCUUCACCUACUUCUGCUGGAGCUGAGUGCAUUGAUCAUGACUGUUCUUGGGUUGAACAAUGGAUUCACCGUGCUGGGCCGAGGGAGAAGAUAUACUUCAGACCGGAAGAAGUAAAGGCUGCGAUUAUCACUUGUGGUGGCCUUUGUCCUGGUCUCAAUGAUGUCAUUAGACAUAUUGUCAUCACUCUUGAGAUUUAUGGUGUUAAGAACAUUGUGGGGAUUCCUUUUGGUUAUCGAGGCUUCUCUGAUAAAGAUCUAACUGAAAUGCCGUUAUCAAGGAAAGUGGUUCAGAAUAUUCAUCUAUCUGGAGGAAGCUUGCUUGGAGUUUCACGUGGAGGCCCGAGUGUUAGCGAAAUUGUCGACAGCAUGGAGGAGAGAGGAAUCAACAUGCUUUUCGUGCUGGGUGGAAACGGAACUCAUGCUGGCGCUGACGCUAUACACAAUGAGUGCCGCAAAAGAAAGAUAAAGGUAGCUGUAGUUGGUGUGCCAAAAACCAUUGACAAUGAUAUUUUACAUAUGGACAAAACUUUUGGGUUUGAUACUGCUGUUGAAGAAGCACAACGAGCUAUAAACUCUGCCUACAUUGAGGCACAUAGUGCUUAUCAUGGCAUUGGUGUUGUAAAACUGAUGGGUCGUAACAGUGGUUUCAUCGCAAUGCAAGCGUCUCUAGCAAGUGGACAAGUGGACAUCUGUUUGAUUCCUGAGGUUCCCUUCAAUCUUCAUGGGCCUAAUGGUGUAUUGAAGCAUUUGAAGUACCUUAUUCAAACAAAAGGCUCUGCUGUGAUCUGUGUAGCAGAAGGAGCUGGACAGAAUUUCCUUGAGAAAACCAAUGCCAAAGAUGCAUCUGGAAACACAGUACUUGGUGAUUUCGGUGUGUACAUUCAACAAGAGACGAAGAAGUAUUUCAAAGAAAUAAGUACUCCAAUAGAUGUGAAGUAUAUUGAUCCAACAUACAUGAUUCGCGCUGUCCGUGCAAAUGCCUCAGAUGGUAUCCUCUGUACUGUUCUUGGACAAAACGCUGUUCAUGGUGCGUUUGCUGGAUACAGCGGAAUCACGGUAGGCAUAAUCAACACUCACUAUGCUUAUUUGCCAAUCCCUGAGGUAAUUGCUUAUCCAAAAUCAGUCGACCCCAAUAGUCGAAUGUGGCAUCGUUGCUUGACAUCAACUGGUCAACCCGAUUUCAUCUAAAAAAUCUUAUUCAAUCACGAAACAAACUGAAGAAAAUAAGCCUCGAAAUGUAUAUACAGCAGCAUUCUUGGUUCCUUAUUAUGAUGUAUCAAAUCAUACAUUUAUUUACUUUUAGUAGGAAAUUUAUUUAAGCAGCGAAAUAAGUCAUCAUUUACCAA
This is a messenger RNA of Arabidopsis arenosa, 1793 nucleotides long. The record is from the annotation of a GenBank genome assembly. NCBI's taxonomy places the organism in Eukaryota, Viridiplantae, Streptophyta, Magnoliopsida, Brassicales, Brassicaceae.